Lactuca saligna is the source of this 1992-nucleotide messenger RNA. The record is from the annotation of a GenBank genome assembly. NCBI's taxonomy places the organism in Eukaryota, Viridiplantae, Streptophyta, Magnoliopsida, Asterales, Asteraceae.
AUGUCCGGUGAGUUUGAGUUCGUCGGAGGGUGGCGGAGCUUACGCUAUCUUAAUAUGUCUGGUAACUCGUUGACGGGAAAGCUGCCGCAGAAUCUUGCAGCGCUUUCAAACUUAACGGUGGUUUCUUUGACUGGUAAUCAGUUUUCCGGUGAACUUCCUUCCGGGUUUGAGUCUGUUGAAGUUUUGGAUCUGUCAAAAACUCCAUCACCGAUUCCGCCGGAAUUCGCGAACAAAGUUCCAAUAACUGCGACAAUUGAUUUGUCAUUCAAUAAUCUCAAAGGAGCAAUCCCCGAAUCCGACAUUCUCGUCAACCAAGACGAAGAAUCAUUCGCCGGAAACCCAGAGCUUUGCGGGAAGCCAUUAAAAAACCUCUGCGAAUCCUCCUCUUCAUCAACCACCGGACCCAACUCCACAACAUUCACUCCAGCUAUCGCCGGAAUCCCUCAAUCGUUCCCCUCAACUCCUUCACACAAUUCUUCAAAUUCAAAAAGCCGAUUCAAAACCAGCACGAUCAUCGGAAUCGUCGUCGGAGACAUCGCCAUUGUCGCAGUUUUAGCCCUGGUUUUCAUCUACAUAAUGAAAAAACGACGUGGGGCUCCAUCAAAUCGCCGUCCAGACGAAGCUAAAGCUUCAAACAGGGAAUACGAUUGGGGGUCAUCAGAAGAAGAACACAAAUGGCUACGUUCAUGGGCAUGUUUAAUGAAGAGAAGAAACACCGGUGGAGAAGAUGAAGAAGAAGAAGGAGACGAAUCAAGCCAAAACUCAAGCUCGGAAAACUCCGACACCGAAAGUAGGCCACCGGAAACCAUUAAACUCGACAAUCCGGUAACUAAAGACGUAGAAAAGAGGGGAUUAGUGACUGUUGAUGGUGGUGAAAAGGAGCUUGAGCUUGAGACAUUGUUGAAAGCUUCUGCAUAUAUUCUUGGCACAACCGGUUCGAGUAUAAUCUACAAGGCGGUUUUGGAAGAUGGAACCAUGUUAGCGGUUCGUCGGAUCGGUGAAAACGGGUUAGACCGGUUUAAGGAUUUUGAGAACCAGGUUCGGGUUAUAGCGAAGCUGGUCCAUCCGAAUCUGGUUCGGAUCCGUGGGUUUUAUUGGGCUGCGGAUGAGAAGCUUGUAAUCUACGAUUACGUUCCCCAUGGCAGCUUGGCUAAUGCACGUUACAAAAAAGUUGGAUCAUCGCCUUCUCCGCUACCAUGGGAAGUGAGGCUCAAGAUAGCAAAGGGCACGGCUCGUGGACUAUUGUACAUCCAUGAUAAGAAACAAGUACACGGAAAUCUCAAGCCAAGUAACAUUUUACUAGAAUCUGAUAUGGAGCCCAAGAUAGGAGAUUUCGGGCUUGAAAGACUGUUAGCAGGUGAUCAAAGUUACAAAGUAGGUGGAUCAACUCGAAACUUUGGUAGCAAAAGGUCAAAUACCUCUCGAGAAAGUUUCCCAGAUAUCGUGAUGGGGUCAAACCCGAGCCCUAGCCCAAGUUCCAUGGGGUGCAUUUCACCAUAUUAUGCCCCAGAGUCUCUAAGAAGCCUAAAACCUAGUCCAAAGUGGGACGUGUACUCGUAUGGUGUGGUGUUGCUUGAACUUUUGACUGGGAAGGUUAUUAUAUCAGAUGAGUUUGGUCCGGCUAGCAUGACGUGGAGCUCUACGCUGACAGUUGAAGAGAAGAAAAAGGUGUUACGGAUGGUUGAUGUGGCGAUUCGUGCUGACUUGGAGGGUAAAGAGGAUGCUUUGUUGGCACUACUAAGAGUGGCUUAUGGAUGUAUAUCACCUGUCCCACAAAAGAGACCACAUAUGAAAGAGGUGGUCCAUGCUCUUGACAAGUUUCCUUCGGCUUCUUUUUCAUAUUAUUAGGAAAUGGGAAAUUAUAUUAUUAGGAAAUGGGAAAAUUGUAGAAAUAGAUAUGUAUUUAUGGUUGGGAAAAUAAUAAUUAUAUGUUUUUUUUUUUAUAUAUAAUGUUUAUCUUCAAGUUAUAACUUAUUAAUUGCUAGUUCGUUG